Molecule: messenger RNA, 683 nt
Organism: Gadus macrocephalus (Pacific cod)
Lineage: Eukaryota; Metazoa; Chordata; Actinopteri; Gadiformes; Gadidae
Gene: mgst3b
Product: microsomal glutathione S-transferase 3b
Exons: 4
Coding region: 14-436 (140 amino acids)
Cellular component (GO): nuclear envelope; endoplasmic reticulum; membrane
Molecular function (GO): glutathione peroxidase activity; glutathione transferase activity
Source: RefSeq, a predicted model, not a curated record
UUUCUUGAUCGCCAUGGAUAUGCUACAGGUCCUGCCUGCCAAUUUCGGCUAUGUGAUAUUUACAUAUCUCUAUAGCUGGAUCAUGCUGUGUUAUCUGGGAGUAAAAGUUGGGGGUGCAAGAAAGAAGUACGAUGUCAAGUAUCCCACUAUGUACAGUGACAAGGACCAGGUGUUCAAUUGCAUCCAGAGGGCUCACCAAAACACCCUGGAGGUGUACCCACAAUGGCUCGUUUUCCAGACCAUUGCAGCACUUGUCUACCCAACGACAGCAGCAGUGCUCGGGGCCAUUUGGGUAACCAGCAGGUUCUCUUAUGCCUGGGGAUACUACACUGGAGAUCCUUCCAAAAGGAUGAAGGGAGCCUAUGGCUACAUUGGCUAUCUUGGAGUCAUCGGUCUUUCAAUCUCUGUGGCAUUACAAUUGCUUGGAGUCUUUUAAUUGGCCGUUCUAAAGGAUGCAUGGGUAUUCAGCCACACCGGCAUCCAAUGUCAUCAUUCCACUAAAGCUGUAUGGCUGGUUUAAAUACUUACUUUAAACACAGUGAAAUCUGAAUGUAGUUUGUGUGCUGUUAUUAUAUUUUUUUGUACUUCUCAUUUAUAACCAUUAUACAAGACGUUUUAUGAAUGAGUUUUAUUUGGAUAAAAUAUGAAAUGUCAACUGUAAUAAAAGCAAUACAAUACCCAGA